AUGGAUGGGAACAAUGAAAAUCGCACUCGUCGCAGCCGCCGCAAGGGUUCACCUCUGGUGACCCUAUCAUCAUCCGCUGCACCGGCGGCGGGCUACACGGAGGAGCAUGUUGGUAUCGUGAAGCACAUAAUGACUAAGACAAAUGAUUAUUAUCAAAUUUUAGGUAUACAAAGGACCUGCACAAACGAUCAAGUUUGCAAAGCCUAUAAAAAGAUUUAUCUGAAAAUUCAUCCCGACAAGAAUCACGCACCAGGUGCCAACAAAGCAUUUCGGCUUGUAAACAAAGCAUAUCAGUGUCUGAGUGACCAGAAGAAACGAAAAAAGUAUGACCUCUUGGGCAGAGAGGACGGGACUCAAGAGGAAGACAGAGGUCGGAUUCUAAUAAAUCUGGUUUUCGAGUUUCUCGCAACCAUUCUUUGGGGAUAUCCAUUCUUUUUUUGGAUUUCCAUUCGGGCUGGGCCCUAG
Molecule: messenger RNA, 465 nt
Organism: Striga hermonthica
Lineage: Eukaryota; Viridiplantae; Streptophyta; Magnoliopsida; Lamiales; Orobanchaceae
Source: the annotation of a GenBank genome assembly